Molecule: messenger RNA, 1662 nt
Organism: Fimicolochytrium jonesii
Lineage: Eukaryota; Fungi; Chytridiomycota; Chytridiomycetes; Spizellomycetales; Powellomycetaceae
Exons: 9
Coding region: 1-1662 (553 amino acids)
Biological process (GO): intraciliary transport involved in cilium assembly; intraciliary anterograde transport
Cellular component (GO): intraciliary transport particle B; ciliary basal body; ciliary base
Molecular function (GO): intraciliary transport particle B binding; protein binding
Source: RefSeq, a predicted model, not a curated record
AUGCUUUCUAGAGCAAAGCCCGCACUGAACGCUGGGCCGAAAGGGACAAACAUCGAAGUGCCCAAUCGACCCGCAAAAAAGGCAGUACCUUCAUUGGAAGAGUUUAUCGAAAAGCGAGACUUCACCGGCGCUAUCACACUUCUCGAGUUCAAUGCUGCUGCAGGAAAGGAAGACCCUGACGCACUGGCAUGGAUAGCAUACGCCGCUUUCCAUCUGAGCGACCAUAAGAAAGCUAUGGAGGUGAGUAAGAUGUAUCAGAAAGCGCUGGAGGCACCGAAAGUUGAUCCUGUCUUUCAUGUGUACCUGGCAUGUUGCUAUUUCUUUUUGGGGCUAUAUCGGGAAGCAGAUGAGGAAGCGCAAAAAGGCCCAUCAUGCAAACUACAAAACCGGCUUCUCUUUCAUCUGUCUCACAAGUUCAACGAUGAGAAGCGCUUGAUGGGGUAUCAUCAGAAUCUUCAAGAUGUCAUUGAAGAUCAGCUGAGCCUCGCAUCGAUACACUACCUUCGAAGUCACUAUCAAGAAGCAAUCGAUAUUUAUAAGCGCAUUCUGGUGGACAACCGCGAGUACCUCGCUAUCAACGUCUAUGUGGCCAUGUGUUACUACAAGCUCGACUACUACGAUGUCUCGCAGGAAGUGGUGUCGGUGUAUCUGCAACAUUUCCCUGACAGUGUAGUGGCAACCAACUUGAAAGCUUGCAACCACUUUCGACUUUACAAUGGAAAAGCUGCAGAGCAGGAGUUCAAGGUAAUGAUGGAGAAGAAUUCGCCACACUUUCAUUUCGCCGAGGACCUGAUCAAGCACAACUUGGUGGUGUUUCGUAACGGAGAAGGCGCGAUGCAAGUUUUCCCGCCGCUAUUGGACGUGAUUCCAGAAGCACGCUUGAACUUGGUCAUCUAUCACCUGCGGAACGAUGAUAUCGUGUCGGCUUUCAACCUGAUGAAGGAUGUCGAGCCAUCAACACCUCAAGAAUACAUUCUCAAAGGGAUCGUCAAUGCAGCGUUAGGACAGGAGCAGGAGUCAAGAGAGCAUCUGAAGAUUGCGCAACAGUACUUUCAGCUGGUCGGCGGGUCCGCGAGUGAAUGUGAUACGAUUCCUGGACGCCAGUGCAUGGCGUCAUGUUUCUUCCUCCUGAAGCAGUUUGACGAUGUCCUUAUAUACUUGAACUCGAUCAAGGGCUACUUUUACAACGACGACACGUUCAACUACAACUAUGCACAAGCGAAAGCUGCGACAGGGGCAUUCGAAGAGGCGGAGGAGGUCCUUCUCGCGCUUCAAAAUGAGAAAUUCAAGCAUGACUACGCGUAUCUCAGCCAUCUGGCACGCUGCUAUAUCAUGAACAAGAAGCCCAGGCUGGCUUGGGAGCUUUACCUCAAAAUGGAGACAUCGGGCGAGUCGUUCAGUCUUCUACAGCUGAUCGCAAAUGAUUGCUACAAGAUGCAACAGUAUUUCUACUCCGCAAAAGCCUUCGACGUGCUCGAACGCCUGGACCCAAAUCCAGAAUACUGGGACGGCAAACGCGGGGCAUGUAUCGGACUAUUCAAACAGAUUACUCAUGGAGAUGAGCCGAAAGAGAUGCUGCGGGAUGCCAUCACGAUGCUGAGGAAUACCGCGAAUCCCCAAGUGGAGUACAUCAUCAGGGUCAUGAAGAAGGUGCGGAUAUAG